This is a messenger RNA of Paramecium sonneborni, 427 nucleotides long. The record is from the annotation of a GenBank genome assembly. NCBI's taxonomy places the organism in Eukaryota, Ciliophora, Oligohymenophorea, Peniculida, Parameciidae.
CUGACAUUUAAUGAAAGCAUCUAAAACAAUGUCAUCUAGUCGUUCACAUCAAUAAACAAGAUCGUUUAUACUUAAUACAUUGUAAGAAUUUUUAUUUAUAGAAUAUAUUUUAGGGACAAUUCUCAAGAAACAAUAAUGAUGUAGAAAUCACCUUCUGAAAAUAAGUUAGUCUAAACUUAAAAAGCAUAUAUUAUGAUAUAACCAAAACUCGUCGAAAUAUUUGAUGAGAAUAAAACUAAAAAAACAGAGUUACGCUUUGAGAACUCUAUUUCUCAGUUAAAAACUGUCAAUAUAAUAUAAGGAAAGGGAUAAGACAAUAAAGAGAUUCCAAUUACUAGUGAAAGAAAAUAGAAUAGAAAGUAAUCAAUGAAGUAAGUUAGUUAAUUAAAUUUAUAGACAAUCCUUGAGGAUAAUUACUUAACUUUGA